Molecule: messenger RNA, 1227 nt
Organism: Camarhynchus parvulus
Lineage: Eukaryota; Metazoa; Chordata; Aves; Passeriformes; Thraupidae
Gene: SOWAHD
Product: sosondowah ankyrin repeat domain family member D
Exons: 1
Coding region: 1-1002 (333 amino acids)
Molecular function (GO): protein binding
Source: RefSeq, a predicted model, not a curated record
AUGGCCCGGCAGGAGCGGGAGAAGGGCGAGGCAGAGCAGAAGGCAGCUGGCAUCUCCCGGAGGUUCUCCUUCCUGGAUGGCGCCCAGCCCCGAGCGGGCGGCCCGGCCCGCGGCUCCCAUCUCUGGCCAGCCACGCUGGAGCGUUUCUACACCCAGCAGAAGAUGGACACCAACAAAAGCAUCAACUGGGGCAGGCACAGCCUGGGGAGCUGGGGUAGGACUUCAGGCAGGUUCUCUGUUAGCCCCAGCAGUUCCCGGAGGAAGGAGCUGAAGGAAAUCCUCCUGCAGAGCAACAGCCCUGGCAGCACCAUGAGGUUUGCCACUGCCCAGAAGACAUCCAGCAGCAGCAGUGUUCGUGCAGAGCUGCACCAAGAGCAGAAGCCUGAGCAGAGCCCUGAUCUGUUGCCCCUUGUCCUUGAUCCCCUGGAACACGCGUGGCUGCUGACGGUGGCCGAGGGUGAUGCAGACAGCAUCAUCAAGCUGCUGGACCUGGAUCCCAGCCUGCUGACCAGGAGAGACUUUGUGACAGGCUUCACCGCUCUCCACUGGCUUGCCAAGCAUGGCCACCAUGAGAGCUUCAUCCAGGUCAUCUCCCAUGCCCAGAAGAAAGGCUACCCUGUCAACAUGAACAUCCCCACAGCCAGCGGUGGGCUCACCCCUUUGCACCUGGCUGCCUUGCAGGGACACGAGGUGCUCAUCAAGGUGCUGGUGGGAGCUUACGGGGCAGACACCACCUGCAGGGACCACAACGGGCGCAAGGCUUGGCAGUACCUGCCAGCAGACACCUCCAGGGACCUGAAGGAGCUGGCAGGGGCCUUGGAGGAGGACUUGGUCCAGCUGCACUCUCACAACACCAACAACAACUGUAAGUCAUCCAGAGAGCCUGGGGCAGGGCAGGACUGUGUGGACUCCGGGGCCGAGGGAAAAGCCCAGCACUCCUGGGGCCUGUCAACCCUGCGAGGCUUUGUUAGACAGGCCUUUGCUUUCUUCCAUGAGCGCUGAAGCUCUCCUGGCUUCACCAGUAAACCCAUGCUGGAUAGCAGCUGGAAAAGCCUGCAGGGAGCUAAGAACUUGGUACUCAAAAUCCUGCCCAAGUGAGGGUUAAGCCAUGGCACCAUGGUCACCGGGGGUCUUGUGGUCUUUUGGGGCUACUCCAAUGUGUGCGUGGAGCACCACGGCCAUUGGGAGCAGUACCUUGGGACAGCCCUUCCAAAAAACUGCCUGUCU